CGCCCCCCCUGCCCCCAGCCCGCUGUAAUGGAUGCCGCCGCUGGUGCCGAGUUUGUAGUUGAGAGCCCCGACGUGGUCUACAGCCCCGAGGCCAUCGAGGCGCAGUACGAGUACCGGACGACGCGCGUUAGCCGCGAGGGUGGCGUUCUCAAGGUGCACCCCACGUCCACGCGCUUCACUUUCCGGACGGCCCGGCAGGUGCCCCGCCUCGGGGUCAUGCUAGUCGGCUGGGGCGGCAACAACGGCUCCACGCUGACCGCCGCCGUUCUGGCCAACCGGUUGCGCCUGUCCUGGCCCACGCGCACUGGCCUCAAGGAGGCCAACUACUAUGGCUCGCUGACGCAAGCGGGCACCGUGAGCCUGGGCCUGGACGCCGAGGGCCAGGAGGUGCACGUGCCCUUCCGCGCGCUGCUACCCAUGGUGGCGCCCGAUGACCUGGUGUUUGACGGCUGGGACAUCUCGUCGCUGAACCUGGCCCAGGCGAUGCGGCGCGCGCAAGUGCUGGACUGGGGGUUGCAGGAGCAGCUGUGGCCACACAUGGAGGCCAUGCGCCCUCGCCCCUCAGUCUACAUCCCGGAGUUCAUCGCAGCCAACCAGGGUGCGCGCGCAGACAACCUCAUCCCGGGCACGCGUGCGCAGCAGCUGGAGCAGAUCCGCAAGGACAUCCGAGACUUUUGGUCCAGCAAUGGGCUGGACAAGGUCAUUGUGCUGUGGACAGCAAACACUGAGCGUUUCUGCGACGUGGUCCCAGGUUGCAAUGACACGGCAGAGAACCUGCUUCGAACCAUUGAGGUGGGUGGGGAGGUGUCCCCAUCCACGCUUUUUGCUGUGGCCAGCAUUCUGGAGGGCUGUGCUUUCCUCAAUGGAUCCCCGCAGAACACACUAGUGCCAGGGGCACUGGAACUGGCAUGGCAGCACCAUGUCUUCGUGGGCGGGGAUGACUUCAAGACUGGCCAGACUAAGGUUAAGUCAGUCCUCGUGGACUUCCUCAUUGGCUCAGGACUUAAGACCAUGUCCAUCGUGAGCUACAACCACCUGGGCAACAAUGACGGGCAGAACCUGUCGGCGCCAUCCCAGUUCCGCUCCAAGGAGGUGUCCAAGAGUAACGUGGUGGAUGACAUGGUGCUCAGCAACCCAGUGCUCUAUGCACCUGGGGAGGAGCCAGAUCACUGUGUGGUGAUCAAGUACGUGCCGUAUGUGGGUGACAGCAAACGUGCACUGGACGAGUACACAUCUGAGCUGAUGCUGGGCGGCACCAACACGCUGGUGUUGCACAACACGUGCGAGGACUCACUGCUGGCUGCACCCAUCAUGCUGGACCUGGUGCUGCUGACUGAGCUGUGUCAGCGUGUGAGCUUCCAGACGGACGCUGACCCGGAGCCGCAGGGCUUCCACUCUGUUCUGGCGCUGCUCAGCUUCCUAUUCAAGGCCCCGCUUGUGCCCCCAGGCAGCCCGGUGGUCAACGCACUCUUCCGACAGCGCAGCUGCAUUGAGAACAUCUUCAGGGCCUGCCUGGGGUUGCCACCACAGAACCACAUGCUGCUGGAGCACAAGAUGGAACGGCCAGACCCUGCACUAAAGCGCAUUGGACCUGAGGUUUGCCCUGUGUCAUGCAACAAAGGAGCAGCACCCACUGCCCCCAACGGCUGCACUGGUGAUUCCAAAGGGCAUCUGCAGGCUGAGGCGCCACAGCCAACCACCACCUGA
Orycteropus afer afer is the source of this 1707-nucleotide messenger RNA. RefSeq names its product inositol-3-phosphate synthase 1 (gene ISYNA1). Gene Ontology annotation, molecular function: inositol-3-phosphate synthase activity. Gene Ontology annotation, cellular component: cytoplasm. The record is from RefSeq and is a predicted model, not a curated record. NCBI's taxonomy places the organism in Eukaryota, Metazoa, Chordata, Mammalia, Tubulidentata, Orycteropodidae. Gene Ontology annotation, biological process: phospholipid biosynthetic process; inositol biosynthetic process.